CUCUCUCUCUCUCUCUCUCUCUCCCACACACACACACACACACACACCCACUCACCCUCACCCUCACCAAGUCCACAGCGUGAGUCUCAGCUGGCUCCUCACUGGGAAAAAAAACGGCACUCGGAACCACAGCGACGCCGAGCUCGCAGCGCUCAACAUGGCCGACACAACAAGUUUGAACGAGUCGUCCACCAGGGACGGGGCUAAUCGCUUCGCUCGCAAAGGAGCUCUAAGGCAGAAAAACGUCUACGAAGUGAAGGACCACAAGUUCACCGCCCGGUUCUUCAAGCAGCCGACUUUCUGCAGCCACUGCACGGACUUCAUCUGGGGCUUUGGAAAACAAGGAUUCCAGUGCCAAGUUUGCUGUUUUGUGGUCCACAAGAGGUGCCAUGAAUUUGUCACAUUCUGCUGUCCGGGAGCUGAUAAAGGGCCAGACACGGAUGACCCCAGAACGAAGCAUAAAUUUAAGAUCCACACAUAUGGGAGCCCCACCUUCUGUGACCACUGUGGCUCUUUGCUGUACGGCCUCAUGCACCAGGGCAUGAAGUGUGACUCUUGCGACAUGAACGUCCACAACACGUGCGUCAUGAACGUGCCCAGCCUGUGUGGCACCGACUACACCGAGAGGAGGGGGCGCUUGUACCUCAAGUGUGAGGUCAGCGAGGAGAAGAUGAAGGUCACAGUUGGCGAAGGCAGGAAUCUGAUACCCAUGGACCCCAAUGGCUUGUCUGAUCCAUAUGUCAAACUCAAGCUCGUACCUGACCCCAAAAAUGAGACCAAGCAGAAGACCAAAACCAUCCGCUCCAACUUGAACCCCAAAUGGAACGAGACAUUUACCUUCAAACUGAAGGCCACAGACAAGGACCGCAGGCUGUCCAUUGAGGUGUGGGACUGGGACCGAACCACCAGAAAUGACUUCAUGGGGGCUCUUUCAUUUGGUGUGUCGGAGCUCAUCAAAUCUCCAGCGUGUGGCUGGUAUAAGUUGUUGUGCCAAGAGGAGGGAGAAUAUUACAACGUUCCCAUCUCAGAGGAGGAUGACGGCAACGAGGAACUGAGACUGAAAUUUGAGAAAGCCAAGCUAGGCCCAGGGAAGACCAAUACAGAGACAGAUGGCAGCCCAUCCAGCCUGUUGCCGUCCAACCGCUUGGACCAGGUCAAGCUCACUGACUUCAGCUUCUUGACUGUUCUAGGGAAAGGGCAGCUUUGGCAAGUCCUGCUGGCUGAGAUGAAGGCCACUGAAGAGCUCUAUGCAAUAAAGAUUCAAAAGGACGUGGUGAUCCAGGACGACGACGUGGAAUGCAUCAUGGUGGAGAAGAGAGUCUUGGCCCAGCAGGAAAACGCCUUCCUCACACAGCUACACUCGUGCUUCCACACUGUGGAUCGUCUGUACUUCGUCAUGGAGUACGUGACUGGCGGAGACCUCAUGUACCACAUCCAACAAGUGGGAAAGUUCAAGGAACCACAGGCAGUAUUCUAUGCAGCAGAGAUCGCUGUUGGUCUCUUCUUCCUACACCGUAAAGGCAUCAUCUAUAGAGAUCUAAAGUUGGACAACGUUAUGCUGGACUGUGAGGGCCACAUUAAGAUUGCUGACUUCGGCAUGUGUAAAGAGAACAUGAUGGACGGAGUGAGCACUCGCACCUUCUGCGGUACUCCGGACUACAUUGCCCCCGAGAUCAUUGCUUACCAGCCAUAUGGGCGUUCUGUAGACUGGUGGGCGUAUGGAGUACUGCUAUAUGAAAUGUUAGCCGGACAGCCUCCAUUUGAUGGCGAGGAUGAAGACGAGUUGUUCCAGUCCAUUAUGGAGCACAACGUGUCCUACCCGAAGGCCCUGUCCAAAGAGGCUGUUUCCAUUUGCAAAGGGCUGAUGACCAAGCAUCCGUCCAAGCGACUGGGCUGCGGCGCUGAAGGGGAGCGGGACGUCAAAGAGCACGCUUUCUUCAGACGUAUUGACUGGGAACGCCUUGAGAACAAGGAGAUACAGCCACCCUUCAAGCCGAAACUGUGCGGCAAAGGAGCGGAGAACUUCGACAAGUUCUUCACGCGCACACAGCCCCAGCUGACACCCCCUGACGAGCUGGUGAUCGCCAACAUCGACCAGGCCGAGUUUGCGGGCUUCUCCUUCAUCAACCCACAGUUUGUACACCCGUCGUUCAGCCCCAGCGCGUGAGAAAGACGGCCCGAGCGCCCCCUUUUCACCCCCCUUCCCCCGCCCCGCUGUGUGAAGGGUCUCCUCUACUCACUGCCACCAUUAAAACUCACCACCUAACACCCGACCACCACUCGACAUGACUACACUUGAUGUUUCUAAUCCAUGAGCAGCGUUCUAAGGCAUGCUUAUUUGUUCUCUAUGCUAUAUUUUGCAGUCUCGGUUCGGUUCAUUCUUGGCCACCGCAAGAAGGCUUUAGAUUAUUCCUGAGCAUGUACUGUGUACAACCAUGUCCUUUCUAACCAAGCUCUACCAAAACUGGACGCUGUGAGAAGGAAUAUUGUUUAUCUAUGCCAGUAAAUGAUGAAAGUAAAGGAGUGUAUCAAUUAUAGGAGGAAAAACAACAACACUUUUGUUUAAGGCAUGGACUCUUUUUGAAAAAGAUGCACGAACUAUUUGACAAACAUCUCUCGCUUGGUUCUCAUGAAGGUUGUGGAGAUAGCUUAGCCAAAUAUUGUAUGAAGGAGAGGUGGUGCAAUGUUCCCCUGGAUCAUGUUUACUUCGUUUCUCUCUGCCAAUCAUAUUUUUGCAUUAUUUGACGCUCGACAUAAUCAUCUCCCGUUGAAAUGAAGCGCAAACUCGUAUUUUAACAUCAGAAGCGGUGGCGCCUGUAAAGAAAGCGCCACGUGGCCAUUAAAGUCGGUCCGUUGGUUCCAAGCUACAUUACUUGACUUGAUAUCUGAAGAUCGUAGUUGCUAGGAGACGUACAGUCGUGCUCAGUUACGACUCGUAGGACAGAGAGACACUUGCGUGUAGAAUUUUAGAAGUUAAUGCUAAAAGUUUACAGUGUGUUGCCAAGUGUUUUAGUCCCCUUAUAAUGUGCUAAUAGUGUU
This is a messenger RNA of Entelurus aequoreus (snake pipefish), 3039 nucleotides long. It is a transcript of the gene prkcaa, whose product is annotated as protein kinase C, alpha, a. The record is from RefSeq and is a predicted model, not a curated record. Gene Ontology annotation, molecular function: diacylglycerol-dependent serine/threonine kinase activity; zinc ion binding; ATP binding. Lineage: Eukaryota; Metazoa; Chordata; Actinopteri; Syngnathiformes; Syngnathidae. Gene Ontology annotation, biological process: protein phosphorylation.